Messenger RNA from Plodia interpunctella (Indianmeal moth), 1726 nucleotides. Its product is annotated as cytochrome P450 6B7-like. The transcript is spliced from 2 exons. Lineage: Eukaryota; Metazoa; Arthropoda; Insecta; Lepidoptera; Pyralidae. Gene Ontology annotation, molecular function: iron ion binding; monooxygenase activity; heme binding. The record is from RefSeq and is a predicted model, not a curated record. The coding region runs from base 28 to 1566 and encodes 512 amino acids.
UUGUGGAUACUAACCAAACAAACAGACAUGAUUGUGAUAGUCGGAUUGGUGUUGCUUCUCGCAACUUUGUACCUGUAUGGUACCCGUAAUCACGAUUACUGGGCGCGGAAGGGUGUGAAACAUGACAAACCAGUGCCGCUGUUCGGCACAGACGCCCAGCGCUACUUGCUGAAGAAGAGUGUCACCCAGAUGGCCGUCGACACCUACUGGAAGUACCCCAAGGAGCGUUUCGUGGGCUACUACCGCGGCAGCAUCCCCGAGCUCGUGGUCAGGGACCCUGACCUCAUCAAACAGAUCAUCGUUACUGACUUUUCAUCGUUUUACUCGAGGGGACUUUCUCCUGAUCAUGGGGUAAUCGAACCUUUAUUAAAAAAUCUGUUCUUUUCUGAUGGCGACUUAUGGCGAUUGUUAAGACAGCGCAUGACACCAGCUUUUAGCAGUGGAAAGCUGAAGUCUAUGUUCCCUCUCAUAAUCGACUGCGCUGACAGACUCCAAAAGCGAGCUCUCUCUGCCUCCACCAAUGGAGACAUUAUAGACGCUCGUGACUUGAUGGCUCGGUAUACCACUGAUUUUAUCGGAGCAUGUGGAUUCGGCCUUAAUGUCGAUUCCCUUAGUGAUGAAGACUCUAAGUUCCGAAAACUUGGAAAUACAAUCUUUAAGAUGACACCGAGUCGCGCUAUCACAACAAUAUUCAAAACUCUAUUCCCAGAUCUUUUCAAAAACGUCAAAUUCCUUGGUCAAGAAUUAGAAGACAAUAUUGUAGCAGUAGUCAACAUGAUACAAAAGCAAAGAGAUUAUAAACCAUGCGGACGCAACGACUUCAUUGAUAUGAUGAUGGAACUGAAAGAGAAGGGUAAGAUAGUAGUAGAAUCCAUGGAGCAGGUUCAAGCGGAUGGCAGUCCUGCGGUCGCCGAGUUAGAGAUGGACGACAUCCUCCUCGCUGCACAAGCCUUCAUCUUCUUCGCGGCCGGCUUCGAGACAUCAUCAUCUGCUACUAGUUUCACUUUACAUCAAUUGGCAUACAAUCCAUCCGUGCAGAAAAAAGUCCAAGAAGAUAUUGACAGAGUCCUUGCAAAAUACGAUAACAAGCUCAGUUACGAAGCAAUCAAAGAAAUGACCUAUUUGCAAUGGACUUUCCAAGAAGGAAUGAGGAUUUUCCCCUCUUCUGGGUUGUUGAUGCGCAAAUGUACUCAGACGUAUACUAUCCCAGGCACUGAUGUGACCAUCGACAAAGGUGUCAAAGUCACUAUUCCUAUCCAAGCGAUUCAUAACGACCCGGAAUACUUCGACAAUCCGUCGGAAUUUAGGCCGGAGCGGUUCUCGCCGGAAGAAGUCGCCAAGAGGCACAAGUUUGUGUACUUGCCGUUUGGUGAUGGGCCUCGCUCUUGUAUCGGUGGUCGCCUGGGCCAUAUGCAGUCAGUGGCGGGGCUGGCAGCGCUGCUCGCGCAGGUCAGCGUAUCGCCGGCCGCCACCAGCAAGCGCGAGCUGCAGCAAGACCCCACCUCCAACAUCGUGCAGAACAUUGUCGGUGGCAUUCCGCUGCACUUCACGCAGAGACCGUUCUAAACCUUGAAGUUGUUAUUGUUGCAACGUAUAUGUACACAUAUUUCGGCAUAAUUUCUUUGCCAUAAUUUCAAUUUCGUGUAUUUAAUGAUUGUAUAUUAACUGUUAUGGUAAUCUCAAUCGGCUUAAGUAUUUAUUGAAUAAAUUAAUUACAAUGAUUUAA